AUUCUUCCAUUCCCGAUCGCCGAUCCGCGGCCGCUACAAACGCGCGUAGCGUACGCUCCGAUUCUCGGCCAUUCCCAAUCGCUGAUCCGCGGCCACUACGAACGCGCGUAGCAUACACUCCAAUUCUCGGCCAUUCCCGAUCGCCGAUCCUCGGCCGCUAUGAACGCGCGCAUAUUCUUCCACCCCGAAGCUCCACUGCAUACAUCACCAU
This is a messenger RNA of Blastomyces dermatitidis ER-3, 211 nucleotides long. RefSeq lists its product as uncharacterized. Lineage: Eukaryota; Fungi; Ascomycota; Eurotiomycetes; Onygenales; Ajellomycetaceae. The annotation marks the transcript as partial. The transcript has a single exon. The record is from RefSeq and is a predicted model, not a curated record.